Owenia fusiformis is the source of this 2808-nucleotide messenger RNA. The record is from the annotation of a GenBank genome assembly. Lineage: Eukaryota; Metazoa; Annelida; Polychaeta; Sabellida; Oweniidae.
GUGAUUUCCGGUUUCAAGUUUUUACAAAUUAAUUUGAUUAUUCCAAAUAUUAGUGAAUAUGAGUCCAAUAAGAGGUUAUUAUAUGAUAAAUUAGAAUCAGUCUUUAUAAACCAAUAGGAUUUACAAGAAUCGUAUUAGAAUCACAUUAGAAGACUUCCGUCAACUACUACAAUGUAAGCAGCAUUCAUUCAAAUGCCCAGGUAUUAUACAUGCAGUAUCACAGAAUAGCUCUCAAAGGAUAGCAAGAUCUACAGGUACUUGAAGUGGCAAUUAAACAAAAUGGUGAAGACUUUACAAGAUAUGUGUAUUGGUUGCAUAGGUGGCAAUCUACACAGAAUUAACAGAGUUGGCAGUUAUAUUCCUACUGUACACAAGGAGCUUCUAAUAGAGAGACUCGCCAAUCAUGAUAUGUUAACUUUGGAAUACUUACCUACAGUGACUUAUAAUCUCUUCUCACAAACUUUACGGAAUAUUAAAUUUUACAAAUGUUCUCAAAUUACUGAUCAUGUAUUAAAAGCACUGUAUGACAGCGGCUGUAUGUUACACAGUAUUACAAUUCAUGGUUGUGAAAACGUAACUGAUGCUGGUAUAAUGCAUGUAACCACUGAACAGGUUGACCUAGAAGAAGUUCAUCUAAAGAAGCUAGUGAACAUCUCCAAUAAAGCAUUUACUCAACUUAAAUCUCCCAACUUAAUAGAACUUGAUUUGAGAGGAUGUAGUAAUAUAACUACAGAAGGUGUAAAGAUGGCAGUUAUUAACAAUCCCAGUAUUAAAGUUAUCAACCUGGCAGAGUGUCCCAAGCUUACUCUUUCUGUAUUCUCCAUAGUAGCUGAGGCUUUAAAUGAAAACCUGGAGUCUCUUGACAUACUAGAUAUAAUGAAUGAUGACAGUCUAUGUGCAAUAGCCAAAUAUUGUCCCAAUCUAACAAGAUUGAACUUGCAUGGCAGUAACAGGGUCACACAAGAAAGUAUUCUCAAAUUGUCACAAAGCUGCACAAAAUUACAGGAGUUGGAUCUGUCAUAUGUCAGCCAGCUAUCAAACAGGCCAGAUUCAGAAAGCCUUUGGACUCUCCCCACCUCCCUCACACAGCUAUCUCUUUGUGGAAUACUCCUUGAUGACAGAGAUCUGUUUGUUGAGUGUGUAAUAAGAUUAACAUCAUUAAAAGGAAUAAAGUUGAGUGGUGUGAGUGCACUCUGUGAUGAUACACUCAGUAAGAUACUCAGUAAGAUAGGUUCAAACUUGGAAAUCCUGGAUCUGGGAUGUAGCAUCACAAAUAAUAUAACAGACGAGGGUUUGAAAAGUGUGAAUAAAUACUGUGAUAACCUUGAGUCACUUGUCAUCAACCUGCUUACUACAAUCACUGGUGUAACUCUCAUACCAAUGUUCCAAGACACGACAAGAGCGAGCAAUUUCAAGUCGCUCUAUUUAAGCUGCCGUAAGCUAAGUGUAGAGGUGCUGUAUGCUGUAGCCAGUGGCUGCCAUAACAUAGAGCUAUUGGACCUAUCAGGCCUAGAUAUUGUAGAAGACACCCUCCUCGUGGAUCUAGCUGAGAACUGUACCAAAUUAAAAAAGAUUUUCCUCAAGGCCUGUAGACAGAUCACAGAUGUCGGUGUAUGUGAGUUGUCCCGCUGCUGCCCACUGAAAGCUGUUAAUAUAUCUGGCUGCAGUAACCUAACAGACAAGAGCAUCUUUGCAUUGGCUAAUAGCUGCCAUUACUUGGAAUAUGUCACUCUCAAUGGAUGUGCCAAAAUAUCACCUGUUGCUGUUAGAUACUUACUGGAUUGCUGCCUUGAAAGAGUGAAAAUCAUGCAUAGAGUGCCAAAUGCAUAUCCUGAUCAGCUUAUGGCAAAGAACCUCGAUACUGGCGAGUUCUGCAGAGUGGAUCUGAUGAACGUUACAUAAAGAUGACAUUAUAAUAUUAAAUGUCUAAUUUCUGGGACUUGAUCAGCUAAUUAUUUUUCAACAGGGUUCCUAUACACCUUUUACAUAUUAAAAUUCCCUGACAUUUCAAGGCAAAAAUUUCCUAGAUUUUAUUUUACUUUGCACAGUCUCCAUGAAGUCACAACAAAUGCAAGUACAAUGUAGUAAUUAAAGGUCAAGAUUAACCAUAAAAAUUUCAACGUCUUUCACUCUUUAUCAAAGAGUGUUCAAUUCAAUUAUCCAAGAGAUAUCAUUUUUCUUAUAAAUAAUUGCCAACUUAUAUACUUUCAAAAAAGUUUUGUCUUCUUAUGAUUUAAUAUUUUUAGUUUUUUUAGUUUUUAUCUUCAGCAUCUUAUAAAGCCUUGCACUUUCUGUUUUGUUUCCUUUUCAACUCUCUUUUUGCAGUUCAGCAUUAAAUAGGAAAUUUAUUCAAAAUGUUAUCACAUUCUUUACUUAGGCAGGCUAUAUACAGUAAGUAAUACAAUGCACAGUCUAAAGUUAAACUAUAUCAGGUAUAAAAUAAUUAUAAUUAUAUUGCCUAAACUUCUCACUUGCAGUCCUUUGUCAUUUCUUUGCUGAUGGGUAUUAGGUUGGUAUCAAUGGCAUGGUACUUGGUCACAUUCUAUUAUGAUGCGGUUCAUGCCAUUAAACACUCUCCUUCCAGUCACUAGAACUUUAGCUGUCAUAUUGUUUUGCUGCAUGUUGGAAUUCACAGAAAAUCCCCUUUCAAUAGCAGCCAGACCAUGAGACAGAACCAACAAUGUUUUCUUGAUAGUUUCAUGAGAGUCACAAUCUUUUCCAAUUCUCACAUUCAUUCCAUUCAACAUAAUAGAAUUCAUCUUGUCGUUGGCUGGUGUAAUUAUGUUUGACGAUUUCUUCUUUCUUUGU